GGCCCGACCUCCUCCAUCCUCUCCAGCCCCGUGGCCGCAACUCGGGGUCUGGACUCUGAUGCCACCGGCCGGGCGGAUAUGGAGGCGGCGCGCUGCGCACCGGGACCUCGCGCGAACAGUGCUUUUGAAGAUGAGACACUAAGGCUUCGGCAGUUGAAGCUGGACAAUCAGAGGGCGCUGCUGGAGAAGAAGCAGAGAAAGAAGCGCCUUGAGCCACUUAUGGUACAACCAAACCCAGAAGCCAGGCUGCGGCGGGUAAAGCCCAGAGGCAGCGAGGAGCACACGCCUUUGGUGGACCCUCAGACGCCUCGCAGCGACGUCAUCCUACAUGGCAUCGAUGGGCCAGCUGCUUUCCUUAAGCCAGAGGCUCCGGAUUUGGAAAGCAAGCCUCAGGUUCUCUCAGUGGGCUCCCCAGCUCCGGAAGAGGCCACCGACGGAAGUACAGGUGGGGAAAGCCCUCCAGUGGAGACCGCCUCCAAGCCAGACCUCCAGGAGAUUCUCCAAAAACACGGCAUCUUGGGUAGCGUGAACUAUGACGAGGAGACCGACAAUGAGGCAGAGGAAGGGGACAGUCUCAGCUCCCCAUCAGCUCAUUCGGAAAAAGAGAGUUCUGUGGCCAGCCAGAAAGCAGCCUCGGAGACGGGAGCUGCUGGUGUCACAGCCCAGCAAAGUGAUGCCCAGCUUGGAGAAGUGGAGAAUUUAGAGGACUUCGCAUACAGCCCUGCCCCGCGGGGUGUCACGGUGAAGUGUCGAGUAACCCGGGAUAAGAAAGGCAUGGACCGCGGCCUCUUCCCCACCUACUACAUGCACCUGGAGAAGGAGGAGAACCGGAAGAUAUUUCUUCUUGCUGGUAGGAAGCGGAAAAAGAGCAAAACCUCCAACUACCUGAUCUCCACAGACCCAACAGACUUGUCUCGUGAUGGGGAAAGUUACAUCGGCAAAUUAAGAUCCAAUCUCAUGGGGACCAAGUUCACAGUGUAUGACCAUGGUGUCAACCCAGUCAAGGCCCAGGGUCUGGUGGAAAAGGCUCACACCCGGCAGGAGCUGGCCGCCAUCUGCUAUGAAACAAACGUACUGGGUUUUAAAGGUCCUAGGAAAAUGUCUGUGAUCAUUCCGGGGAUGAAUAUGAAUCAUGAACGCAUCCCAUUUCGGCCACGAAAUGAGCACGAGAGCUUGCUUUCAAAGUGGCAGAACAAAUCCAUGGAGAACCUGAUUGAACUGCACAACAAGGCCCCAGUUUGGAGUGAUGACACCCAGUCCUAUGUCCUCAACUUCCAUGGCAGGGUCACUCAGGCAUCAGUGAAGAACUUUCAGAUAGUCCACGGAAAUGACCCCGACUACAUCGUCAUGCAGUUUGGACGCGUGGCUGAUGACGUGUUCACACUGGACUAUAACUACCCACUGUGUGCUCUGCAAGCCUUCGCCAUCGGGCUGUCCAGCUUCGACAGCAAGCUGGCAUGUGAAUGAGAACCGAGAAGUAGGGGGCGUCCUCACCGCAGAGCCUUCAGCAGGGGCAGAGAGCGGCUGGUCCUGAUCUGCCCCAGCAUAAAGAGAGCAAGAUUCUGCCCCUCUCGGGGUUGAUCGAGUGUGUGUGUGUGUGUAGUGUGUGCGUGUGUGUUCAAACAUGCAUAUACGUAUACACGUGGAUGCACACUUGUUCACGCCUUCUCUGAGCUUCAGAGACCAGGUCAUAGAUCACAGCUUCACGUGGGUGAGAGAUGACUUAAAGCACAGGGAGGCGGUACCUGGGCACACUGGUGACUCCUGACUGCACACAGAUUCUCUGUGGGGUGCAGCCUCCCUGCGCUCAGGCACUUCCAACAGAAUCAGGUUCUAAUAGUUGGGCCUCCUGUGUUGAAGACCCUUUAGCCUCUAAGACAGGAGCCUGCAGACUUUCUCAGCCAAUGGUCUGAUAGUGUCUCUUACACUGUCUCCAGCUAGCCUCUUGGUUUUUGGUUUUUUUGUUUUUGUUUUUUGAGACAGGGUUUCUCUGUAGCUUUGGUGCCUGGUCUGGAACUAGCUCUUGUAAACCAGGCUGGCCCCAAAUUCACAGAGAUCCACCUGCUUCUGCCUCCCAAGUGCUGGGAUUCAAGGUGUGCGCCACCACCGCCUGGCCCAUCUUUAGCACAAAAACAGCCAUAAGCAGUUGGUGCAUAAAGAGUGACUGUGUCCCAAUAAAACUUUCUUUACUAAGUGGGCAUUGACCUAGUUUGACCUGGGACUCUGGUUCGCUAGCCUGCCUCGGUGUGGCCCUGUACUCUGAGGCUGAAGCAUCUCCUAGAAUGUAAGUAGAGAAGGGAGCACAUCUCCUAGAAUGUAAGUAGAAAAGGGAGCACAGUUUGCUUUUCAGGAGCAGAAGACUGACUAGUUUUGUUUUGUCUUUCCCAAGACAGGGUUUCUCUGUGUAACAGCCUUGGAUGUCCUGGAACUCACUUUGUAGACCAGGCUGACCUUGAACUCGCAUAGAUCAACCUGCCUCUGCCUCCUGAGUGCUGGGAUUAAAAGCGUGCGCCACCACCGCCUGGCAACAGAUUGACUCUUAAGAGGUACUUGGCCGAGUCUACUAUUGGUCACUUUUACCUCACGGUGAUGAUGACUAUAGAGUCAUCUGCCAUCAGGGCCGGGGACCCUCAAGUUGGUGUCGUAUUUUCUUUUUCUGGGUCAGGUGGCACUAGCUUGUCCCUGGGGUCUGGGAAGGCUCUCACGUUCUAGCCCCUCUCUUCCGUGUCCAGGGUGGUGGCCGCGAUCUCAGCAGACCGCCUCACUGACACUCCACAGGCCUUGCGGUCGGCUUUGUCCUCUGGCCCCUUAGUGCAGGCCCUCCUGGGCUCACGAGGCUUCCAGAUCAUGAACACUUUG
Messenger RNA from Myodes glareolus (Bank vole), 2859 nucleotides. It is a transcript of the gene Tulp3, whose product is annotated as TUB like protein 3. The record is from RefSeq and is a predicted model, not a curated record. Gene Ontology annotation, biological process: protein localization to cilium. NCBI's taxonomy places the organism in Eukaryota, Metazoa, Chordata, Mammalia, Rodentia, Cricetidae. Gene Ontology annotation, cellular component: cilium.